GGUUGGGACACUAAUAAGCGCCUCGUUUCACAUGUGAAGGGCCGAAUUUCAGUGGCCAGUAUUAAAUUAUCUGUUAAAUUCUUAACAAUCAGACUGACGAAAUGGCUGACACCAAGGAGACGAUUGUGGAGGGCGUGGAGGCGUUGACACUGAAUGGAAAACCGGACGCAGAACCCGUGGGAACGGGAACGGAUGCCCAGGCACAGGAGGGAGCCACUGCACCCACAGAAGAUGUUGUGGAUCCGUGGAAUGUGGCCAGCAGCAACGACGCGGGCGUCGACUAUGAUAAGCUGAUAAAACGCUUUGGCUCCAGCAAAAUCGAUGAGGAGCUCAUCGCGCGUUUCGAGAAAAUCACGGGGAAGCCCGCCCACCACUUCAUCCGAAGGGGCAUGUUCUUCUCGCACCGGGAUCUGCAUACGAUUCUCACACUGCGCGAACAGGGCAAACCAUUCUAUUUGUACACUGGUCGCGGUCCCAGUUCCGGAUCCCUGCACGUGGGCCACCUGGUGCCCUUCAUCAUGACCAAGUGGCUGCAGGAGACCUUCGAUGUGCCGCUGGUUAUUCAAUUGACCGACGACGAGAAGACCUUGUGGAAGGAUCUGAAAGUGGAGGAUGCCAUCAAGCUUGGACGUGAAAACGCCAAGGAUAUUGUGGCCAUGGGAUUCGAUGUAAAUAAGACGUUCAUUUUCAACAACCUGGAAUUCGUGGGCAAAUGUCCUGCCAUGUACCAGAACAUCAUUCGCAUCCAGAAGUGCGUUACCUUCAAUCAGGUGAAGGGCAUCUUUGGCUUCGGGGAUUCAGACAUCAUUGGCAAAAUUGGUUUCCCAGCCGCUCAAGCAGCUCCCGCGAUUUCCAGCACCUUCCCCUUCAUCUUCGGCAACAGGAAGGUGCACUGCCUCAUCCCGUGCGCCAUCGAUCAGGACCCAUAUUUCCGCAUGACUCGCGAUGUGGCUCCACGUCUUGGCUUUCCCAAAUGCGCGCUCAUCCAUUCGACCUUCUUCCCGGCGCUGCAGGGUGCCAAGACGAAGAUGUCGGCUAGCGACCUGAACUCGGCUGUUUUCCUGACGGACACGCCCAAGCAGAUUAAGAACAAGAUCAACAAGUACGCCUUCUCCGGAGGACGCGUAACUGUGGAGGAACACCGCAAGCUGGGCGGAGUGCCGGAGGUUGAUGUGUCCUAUCAGCUGCUGAAGUUCUUCCUGGAGGACGAUGCCAAGUUGGAGGAGGUGAGAGUGGCUUACAGCAAAGGCGAAAUGCUCACGGGCGAGAUCAAGAAGCUGGCAGUUGAGACGCUCACACCCAUUGUGGAACAGCAUCAGGCCGCCCGCAAGCUGGUUACGGACGAAGUGCUGGACAAGUACUUCGAACUGCGACCCCUGAAGUUCGGAAGUUAGAACGGCAGCCGAGUUGAGGUACCUGCAUUUGCUUGACAUCGAUUCUUACUACAAGUUUAUAUGUUUAACUUAAAUCAAACUAAGCGAAAUUAGUUCAACACCGAACCGACUAAGGCACUCCUAUGUAAAUAGCUAUACAGAAUUGAUCUAUGCCUUGGCUCUGAGUCCGUGUGGCGCCCACUUAAUGCAUCGUUGUACUCGCUAUUUAUUUUAUUUUUUACACAGCGUGUUUAUUUUUAUAAAGCAGAAAACAAUAAACUUCGGCUUCGAUUUGCAA
This is a messenger RNA of Drosophila sechellia, 1671 nucleotides long. It is a transcript of the gene TrpRS, whose product is annotated as Tryptophanyl-tRNA synthetase. Bases 102 to 1394 code for a protein of 430 amino acids. NCBI's taxonomy places the organism in Eukaryota, Metazoa, Arthropoda, Insecta, Diptera, Drosophilidae. The record is from RefSeq and is a predicted model, not a curated record. Gene Ontology annotation, cellular component: cytoplasm. Gene Ontology annotation, molecular function: ATP binding; tryptophan-tRNA ligase activity. Gene Ontology annotation, biological process: tryptophanyl-tRNA aminoacylation. The transcript has 4 exons.